Messenger RNA from Pogona vitticeps (central bearded dragon), 1550 nucleotides. The record is from RefSeq and is a predicted model, not a curated record. Lineage: Eukaryota; Metazoa; Chordata; Lepidosauria; Squamata; Agamidae.
AUGGCCUUUCUCUCCAGGAAGUUCCUAGAACAGCGGGCAGAAGAGCUUCACCAGGAGCUCAAAUUCGCAAGGGAGAAGGAGACGCAGCUCACAAGGACCUGCGCGGAGGGCCAGGUCCAGUCGCUGGAGCUGGAGGCCCGGCUGCGCAUCUUGGAGGAAGACAAGAGGAUGCUCUCCAACGAGGUGGGCCAGAUCCCCGGGAGCAGCCCAUGUCUCACGGGAGGGACCUGGACGUUCCUAGAACAGCGGGCAGAAGAGCUUCACCAGGAGCUCAAAUUCGCAAGGGAGAAGGAGACGCAGCUCACAAGGACCUGCGCGGAGGGCCAGGUCCAGUCGCUGGAGCUGGAGGCCCGGCUGCGCAUCUUGGAGGAAGACAAGAGGAUGCUCUCCAACGAGAUUGUGGAGCUGCAACAGAAGCUGAAGGACUCCCAACAGAUGCAUCUCUUGGGGAAGAAGCAGCUGGAGGAAGAACUGAAGGAGGCCGAAGAAAAACAGACCAGGACCCAGCAGCAGUUUCAGGAGGAGCAGCAGAAAAGGGCAGGCACCCACAAAGGCAAGAUUGCUUGGUGCUCCCCAAGUGUCGACAACGUGAAUAUUGUGGAGCUGCAACAGAAGCUGAAGGACUCCCAACAGAUGCAUCUCUUGGGGAAGAAGCAGCUGGAGGAAGAACUGAAGGAGGCCGAAGAAAAACAGACCAGGACCCAGCAGCAGUUUCAGGAGGAGCAGCAGAAAAGGACGUUCCUAGAACAGCGGGCAGAAGAGCUUCACCAGGAGCUCAAAUUCGCAAGGGAGAAGGAGACGCAGCUCACAAGGACCUGCGCGGAGGGCCAGGUCCAGUCGCUGGAGCUGGAGGCCCGGCUGCGCAUCUUGGAGGAAGACAAGAGGAUGCUCUCCAACGAGAUUGUGGAGCUGCAACAGAAGCUGAAGGACUCCCAAGAGAUGCAUCUCUUGGGGACGAAGCAGCUGGAGGAAGAAGUGAAGGAGGCCAACGAGAAACAAGCUAGGGCCCAGCAGCAAUUUCAGGAGGAGCAGCAGAAAAGGAUGUUCCUGGAACAGCAGGCAGAAGAGCUUCACCAGGAGCUCAAGUUCGCCCGGGAGAAAGAGACGCAGCUCACGAGGACCUGCGCGGAGGGCCAGGCCCAGUCUCAGGAGCUGGAGGCCCGGCUGCGCGUCUUGGAGGAAGACAAGAGGACGCUCUCCAAUGAGCAUCUCCACUGCCUGAAAUACAACCAGACGCUCUCAAAGCAGGUUUUGGCUUUGCAGAAGGACAAGGACACCCUCCAUGAGGAGCACCUGCAGAUCCUGAAGGAGGUGGACAUCUUGGUCAGAAAGAACCACGAGAGGAAGCUGCGGCACAGGGCCAAACUCCAGCGGGCCAAGGAGACAUUAAUCUCUGAAGUGGAGCAGCGGGACGUCCGUCUCCGGCGCCUGGAGUACGAAGUCCAGUUAUUGAAGAUGCUCAGAGAAGAGGUGGGAGCCCGGCUGUAGCGGGCACGCUGAAGCCUCUCCCUACUCAGGCCUCCAGGAGUGCUCACUCUUCUUCUUCAGUU